Bemisia tabaci is the source of this 1633-nucleotide messenger RNA. It is a transcript of the gene ND-49, whose product is annotated as NADH dehydrogenase (ubiquinone) 49 kDa subunit. Gene Ontology annotation, cellular component: respiratory chain complex I. Gene Ontology annotation, biological process: mitochondrial electron transport, NADH to ubiquinone. The record is from RefSeq and is a predicted model, not a curated record. NCBI's taxonomy places the organism in Eukaryota, Metazoa, Arthropoda, Insecta, Hemiptera, Aleyrodidae. Gene Ontology annotation, molecular function: oxidoreductase activity, acting on NAD(P)H; quinone binding; NAD binding.
GUCAUGCGAAUCGUCAACAAACUGUUUUUGUAGGUUAAGUUAGGUGAUAAUCAUGGCUGCUCUACUCAGCGCAGCCCUUCGUCAAAGGAUUUGUCACCAAAUUUCGAAGGAAAAUGGACUUCUCAGCCUCGCUAAAACGCUGGACGCACCUCUAUCCAGGAGUAAGAAGACGUCCAGUGCAUGGGAAUUAAAUACUGAUGAUGUAGAACAAUGGUAUCCUGAUAUGGAUAAUAUGAGAGAUCAUGCGGGUCCUUUUAUACAUCCAGACGGAAUAAUGAAAAGGUUCAAGAUUAAGGAUUGGAAUCAAAUUGAUAACCCGAUCGAAAAAACUGUGAAAAACAUGAUAAUCAAUUUUGGACCACAGCAUCCAGCUGCCCACGGUGUGUUGCGGCUUGUUCUGGAGUUAGAAGGAGAGGUUGUGAUUCGUGCUGAUCCACACAUCGGCCUCCUUCACCGCGGCACGGAAAAACUGAUUGAAUACAAAACAUACACCCAAGCUCUGCCGUACUUCGAUCGACUUGACUAUGUGUCCAUGAUGGCUAAUGAACAAUGCUAUUCACUUGCAGUGGAGAAACUGUUAAAUAUCGACAUUCCGUUGCGGGCAAAAUACAUCAGAACCCUGUUUGGUGAAAUCACAAGAAUAUUAAAUCAUAUUAUGGCUGUUGGUACUCAUGCCCUUGACGUGGGAGGUAUGACUCCAUUCUUUUGGCUGUUUGAAGAGAGAGAAAAGUUGAUGGAGUUCUAUGAACGUGUUUCUGGUGCUCGUAUGCAUGCUGCUUAUAUUCGUCCCGGUGGUGUGUCACAGGACAUGCCCAUUGGGCUCAUGGAUGAUAUUUAUGACUGGUGCAAGCAGUAUGGUUCCAAAUUAGAUGAAGUUGAGGACCUUCUCACGAUGAACAGAAUCUGGAUUCAACGUACUGCUGAUGUGGGUGUUAUCUCUGCUGAAGAUGCUCUCAACUAUGGGUUCAGUGGAGUCAUGCUUCGUGGAUCUGGAAUUAAAUGGGAUCUGCGCAAAGUGCAACCAUAUGAUGCCUACGAUCUUGUCGAAUUUGAUGUUCCCAUUGGAUCCAAAGGAGACUGUUAUGACAGGUAUUUGUGUCGAGUGGAGGAAAUGAGACAAUCCAUGCGCAUCAUUCUUCAGUGUUUGAACCAGAUGCCAGCUGGUGAAGUCAAAACCGACGACAUGAAGGUCUCAACGCCGUCAAGAGAAGAAAUGAAGACUUCCAUGGAGGCUCUUAUUCACCACUUCAAACUUUUCACCCAAGGAUACGCAGUUCCUCCUGGCUGCACAUACACUGCUGUGGAGGCUCCGAAAGGAGAGUUUGGAGUUUACCUAGUAUCAGACGGUACCUCUAAACCAUAUCGGUGCAAGAUCAAGGCACCAGGUUUUGCCCACUUAGCAGCACUAGAAAAGAUGGGAAGGAGGAGUUUUCUAGCUGAUAUUGUUGCCAUUAUUGGUACUCUGGAUGUUGUAUUCGGUGAGAUCGAUCGCUAAAUUUUGCUUUCACACUUGAAUCGUCACUUAUUGAAUAUACUGUAAAUAUCCUUGUUAUCCUUGAGGAGUUCUCUCUGCAACCUUUAUCAAGCUUGUAAUUUAUUGUUAUGAAAUAAACUCAAAGAUUUCUUAAUUUCA